Molecule: messenger RNA, 5346 nt
Organism: Capronia coronata CBS 617.96
Lineage: Eukaryota; Fungi; Ascomycota; Eurotiomycetes; Chaetothyriales; Herpotrichiellaceae
Exons: 2
Coding region: 1-5346 (1781 amino acids)
Molecular function (GO): guanyl-nucleotide exchange factor activity
Source: RefSeq, a predicted model, not a curated record
AUGGCCAGCUACCAGAAUGGUCAGCCUUACUAUACCGCCAACAACCAUCCUUCCUCGGGCCAGAACAGUGGUUAUGCUCAAUAUGGCUCCCAGCCUCCAUAUCCUUCGCGGCCUCUCGAGCGUGUCUCGAGUUUCGAUGCGGGAGAUGACGAACAAUUCAUCGAGGGAGAUCUGGCGCAGACGCAGCCGCGGUCAAUCCAGGGAUACCAGGCCUAUACUGCUCAGUCAGGAGCAAGCCCUCCAGUGAAUAGGACGCACACGGCGAAUGUGCAGGCUUCGACAUCGCUACCCUUCAGAGCAAACACACAACAUACCGCUUUGGGAGGAUAUCAACACCAGCACCAGCCCGCUGUGCCUGCUCAUGCACCUUACAAUCCCGCUCAGUACCAACAGCAGCAACCCAUGUACAAUACACAAGCAUAUGCAAGUCCACAGUCUGCUCAUCCCUCAAGCACCUACCAGCCAUAUGUGCCAGCUGCUUACGGGGACCCGGGCGUCAACCGUCGACCUUCAGUGUACAACAGUUAUGGCUAUUACGAUGUGAAUGCGCAGAUGAGUUCUUCCGCUAAUCAGCCUCCUCCGCCGCCUCCUCCGAGGACCGGUCAGGCACCAUAUCCGCCUUUGCAGGCAUACGGUGCAUAUCAGCAUGAUGCUGUUCAGCAGUAUCAUGCCCGUCGGCCCAGCGCUUCUUCCCCGGGCCAGCCUCAGUCAACAUACUCGCCACCUGCACCCGCUCCUCCUCCUCACGAUGCCGCGCUCUCGGGUCGGCCGUACUCCAGGUCGACCAGUAUCCCCGAGGAAGGAUAUCCAUAUAAUGCGGGAAUAACGACGGCAUACCAGGGCUCAACGUUGAGUACGUAUUCGUCUCCCGAUAUCAACCGGAAUUCCUCAUUCGCAAGUCGGGUGAGCAAUCAGUCAGUCUCGCCGCAGCCUUCACUCCCCACUCCCCCCAGUAGACAGCCUUCAAGCCGAUCUCCGCAGCGCACAAGUACUCUCGAGCGCCAUCCCCAGGGAAGGUCUCUACCCGGAGUACCGUCGGAGUCCGAUUCAGAUCACGACUACUUCAAUACGGGCGAGUCACGAACUACCUCAGACAGGGACACCCGUCAAUCUGGUCAAUCUGGCUAUGAUGACCUGAUGCUCCAUCUAGACGAGGCUAUAGGAAGCACUGCUGGGCAGUCUGGGCCCGCCAGCGACCAUCGAUAUCGUCAUUCUCGAGAUGACGGCUUGAGUGGUAUGUACCAACAACCCUCAUCACAGCCGCUUCUCUCGCCGGAUGAAGUUCCAACUCACCUCAAUGGGACCAUCGCAUCCACUGGAGAUACGUAUAUCAACUACGGUGCAUUCUCAGAUGACAGCGACGCCGAGGCCGCUGCCGGACUUGCAGCAUUGCAGGCGUUGGACGAGCAAGAGAGGGCAGAGGAUGCACGCAGACGUAGCGGCUCAGCGACUCUUUUCCCCAGCCAGUCACGUGCCGGAGCCACCGCUGCUCCUCUCCCCGGACAAGAGCAGAGUAGUGACAGCGACUACACUGGGUACGAUUUAAGUCUUGCCGGCGGAGGCUAUGCACCAGACAUGUCAUACGGUCAGUCAGAGUCGAACUACGCUGCUGCCGCCGCCAUGCCGCAGAGCGAUUUGUAUGGCAGGCUGAUUGCGCGGAUGAAUUCUAUGCGCAGCUCUGGUGUAUCCUCAGAAGGCAGAGAAUCUCAAGCCAGUGGCUUCGAGUAUGUUCUUCCUUCAGACAAUCCUCGUCAAUACUCAUAUUUACACAAUGUUGCGCGGGUUGAUACUGGAGGAACUGGCGGUCUUACCGAACCGAGUCCGCAUCCUCGUCGACUGAGUUAUGAAGAUGGGGAUGAGGCAACUCUGAUGGAUGCUGAGACCGGCCGUACUUCAGGAGACACCAGCCCAUCUCGAGACUCCAUGCCCGAUCUAUUCUUCCAUCCUGGCCUCCAACAACGACCGCUACCACCACCACCCCCACACUCCGACCCCGGCUUACGGAUACCGCACUUGAUGCCUGCGGGAACUUACACCCAACAAACUCGAUUUUCCCAGUACACGGAGACGAAUGCUCGUGGUUAUCCUCCGGCACCAGAUGCUUAUACUACUUCUUUGCUCACUCCCUCGCCCGUACCGCGAUCAACUUCACUGUCGAGCACCAGGAGUGCACCAAGAGUUGAGCAUCCCGUUCGCUCAAAAACCGACGCCGACCGACAAAAGCUUGCCCGUCAACAAGGGCGGCCAGCGUCCGAGAUCUAUGACAUCGCCAGCCCCCAGUCGGCCGUUGCAUUGGACCUUCCAGCCAUCCCGAAGAAACGAUACAAUCCUGCCAAACUUUCAGUAGACCAGUUGAAGCAAUGCUCCGAGCCGUGGGCGCUCAGUGCAGUUCUGGAGUGGAUCAGAGAGCUGGCCGAAGAUGAGGCCGAUCUAAAAGAGCAGAGCAUCAUCGAAGGUAUUGUUGCACUUUUCAUGCACAAAGUUCCGACCAUGUACAUCACCGAAGCCGAAGCGCUUGGUGAACGCGUCGUCAAAGAGAUGUUGGCCACCAAUGCGUUGGUGAGGGAGGAAGAGUGGGUGAAGUUCGGACCUGGGUCGAUGUCUGGCGUUCUCUAUCAACUGACGGGAAGUGGCUGUUAUUCCUCGAAACUGCAUUUGUACCACACUCGGGGCCGUUGCUAUUCAUACCAGUGCAUGAGAACACUGAAAAAGAUUGAUCUUGAUUCUUUGCCGGUCGAGAAGAAGUCGGAGGAUUGGGCCACCUUUUAUAAGCUGGGCAAAGAAGACAUUGCAUCCCACGACAGGAAAGAGAUUGAACGACAAAAUGUCCUUCACGAAAUUGUCACGAGCGAAGACCUGUAUAUCAGCCAACUGGACGUUCUACGAAUAUUAUACCGGGAUCGCCUCGCAGCGGCCCAGCCUCCGAUCAUUCCUCCCAAAAAAUUGCCGCCGUUCUUGAGGGAAGUAUUUGGUGGCAUUGACAAAGUCAAGAAAGUGAACCAGGAUUACCUUCUCGGUCAGUUGAAGUAUCGGCAAACCGAACAAGGACCAUGGAUCGGAGGCUUUAGUGACAUUUUCCGCGAAUGGAUCAGGAAAGCUCGGCCAGUGUAUGUUGAAUACGCAUCGAGCUUUCCUCGAGCAGACUACCUCAUGCGUCGAGAAGCGGAGCGAAACAUCCAGUUCAAGAACUUCCUUGACCAGGGUCGGGAGGACAAGCGAUCGAACCGCCUGGGGUGGGACAAUUAUCUUAAGGCGCCCAUCACUAGAUUGCAGCGGUACGGCCUGCUGCUCUCGACCGUGCAAAAGAACAUGUUGAAAGAGUCGGAAGAAAAGAACCAUCUUGCAUUUGCGCUGGACGAGAUUCGAGCGGCAACCUUUGAAUGUGAUUCGAAGUUCGCCGAAAUGACCAAGAAAAUGCAGCUGAUCGAAAUGCAAACCAAGUUGAGACUUCGGCCGGCCAUGGAGAAAGAGGUGGAGUUGAACCUAGAUCACUUGGGCAGAGAGAUCAUCUUUCAGGGGGAUCUGCAACGCGCUGGAGGGAAAGGCUUUCAGUGGGUUGAUACGCAUGCCAUUCUCUUCGACCACUACCUGGUCCUAGCCAAACCUCUAUAUCGAGAUCGAAAAGAAGGAUAUUAUGACGUUUCCAAGGUGCCCAUCCCCAUGGAUCUCCUUGUCCUGGAAAGCUCCAACGACCCUGCGGUGGUGAAGUCGUCAGUCAAAGGAAUCGGCGCCGUGACCACCACUGUGGUGCCACGAGGGCAGACAGCCGCCGAUGCCCGGCUUGCCAGGGCGCAGUCUGCCGCCAGCGGAGGGCAAGCGGGCUCGUUGACACAUACAAACACGAAUCUCUCCAUCGGAUCAGGCAACACGAGCCAGUCGAUGGUGCCUAUCACGACCCUGGAUUCUGGCAGUUCAAAAGAGGAGAAGAUCAUGUAUCCUUUCCGCGUCAAACACCUCGGCAAGACGGAGACGUACACACUCCACGCUCCGAGUGCGCAAAACCGGCAGGACUGGUGUGAAGCCAUCAUCCAAGCCAAAACACGACAUGCAGAAGCCUUGUUCUCGCAGAAUGCGGAGCCGUUCAAACUUCGCGUCCUGGCAGACACGGCUUUCGGCUACGAAGGGCUGGCUUAUCCUCAAAGACGCAUCUUGAUCAAGGGUACUCCCCUGGACAGGGCCAUUCGGGAAACCGAAAAGAAAUUCGAAGGCCAGGGCCGUCCAGCACCUGUUUGCCGAGCUCCGAUCAACUGUGCAACGGUGUUCAAUCAGCCAUAUGGCCGGCUCAUGUGCGCCGUAGGGACCGACUACGGCGUCUACAUCUCCGAAUACCAAAAUUCUCGGGGAUGGGUGCGGGCUAUCCCUAUGCAACGCGUCACCCAGAUCGCAGUGCUGGAAGAGUUCAACCUGUUUCUUCUCAUUUCUGACAAGGCGCUCAUCGCCUAUCAUCUGGAUGUGGUCUGCCCACCAACCGGCAACGUGGUGUCGCAAAGUGAUACCUCCAGUCGUAAAGCACCACAAAAGCUGUCCGGCUCUAAGGACGUUGGCUUCUUUGUGACGGGACGGAUGAAGGAGCGGACGCUGGUCUUUUACAAAAAGCGAGACGGCAUGGCGUCCAACUUCAAAGUCCUUGAGCCUGUUCUCCAGAGGAGCACGACCAGCCGCUCCCGCUUCUUGCCUUCCUCAUCUCGGAGGGGGCAGACCGAAUUUUUCCGGGAGUAUGACGAGUUCUACAUCCCGGCCGAGUGCUACAGUUUGAAUCUGUUUCAGUCCAGUCUGGCCAUCUCCACGGCCAGAGGGGUAGAGGUGCUGACGCUGGAGAAGAAGCAAACCUGGAGCGUGCCCAAUCUGAGAAGCGAUCAGCCCGAGGCGCAGGCACACCUCAGCUCGAUCGCCAGUCGGAUCAAGGAUCUGAAGCCCUUGGGCAUGUUCCGGCUGGGAGAGGCCGAAUUCCUCGUCACCUUUGAAGAAUGUGCCGUCUACGUCAACAAACACGGCGACAUCUCGCGCGGAGUGGUGAUGGAGUUUGUGGGUCGAGCCAAGUCGGCCUGUCUAUAUGCGCAAUAUCUCAUUCUCGUGGAUGACGACUUCGUCGAGAUCCGCGAUGCGCAAAACGGCCGAUUGAAACAAGUCAUUGCCGGCAAGGACAUCAAGUUACUCGACGAUGGAGGAGGCGGAUCGGGAGGCGCCCCGACUCAGACACCAGCGGCGCUGGGAGGGGGUAUCAAUGGUCUUGCGCUCAAGAACUUCAUGGCCGCACCGCGCACCCCGAAACUGGCGUUGCAGCAUCCAGAGUACGAGAAGGUUCAUCUCAUUGUCGAACUGCUGUUGACCACGGAUACGGAAUAA